This is a messenger RNA of Notolabrus celidotus (New Zealand spotty), 4164 nucleotides long. Its product is annotated as AFG3-like protein 1. Gene Ontology annotation, cellular component: membrane; m-AAA complex. The transcript has 17 exons. NCBI's taxonomy places the organism in Eukaryota, Metazoa, Chordata, Actinopteri, Labriformes, Labridae. Gene Ontology annotation, molecular function: zinc ion binding; ATP-dependent peptidase activity; ATP hydrolysis activity. The record is from RefSeq and is a predicted model, not a curated record. Gene Ontology annotation, biological process: protein-containing complex assembly; mitochondrial protein processing. Bases 95 to 2473 code for a protein of 792 amino acids.
UCGCGAGAGGACGGUGGGCUGAUGGCACUGGGUGUAUUGUUUGAUACUUUUACUAGCCGUGUAGUGCGGCAGAGGUAAGGUAACUGGAGUAAUAAUGGGUCUCCUCUCCAUAAGUGUUGGACCUUUUCGGAACCGGGUCCGGUCGUGGAGCAGAGACUUAUCCACAAUUUCAUCCACUUUUCGCAACAGCAGGACGUUUACGUCGAAAUCAUCACUGAUCCAAAGGAGAUGUGGAGGAUUAUAUCAACACAGUUUCCCACUAACCCGAUGCCUGAGCUCAAACAAACCACCAAGGGGUUUUGAGAAAUUUUUCCCAAAGAGUGAAGAACGCUCAGGAGUCAACAAAUCUGCUGAAGAAAACACCAAAGACCCAGAAUCUCUCGUGAGUGAAAGACAGAACACAAAUGACGACGGGGACGAAAGACAAAGAGAGGGAAAGAAGGAGGAAGGGUAUUCAUGGACACGCUUUCAGGAGGAUUUCCCCUUGGAUGCAAAAGUGGUGCGUAACAUUGCAAUAGGAGCAGCAGGCAUGACUUCAGCUUUCUUGUAUUUCUACUUCCGGGAGACAGGAGUCCAGAUCUCCUGGAAGGACUUUGUGCAUCACUACUUGAACAGAGGCUUGGUGGAUCACCUGGAGGUUGUCAACAAACAAUAUGUCAAAGUGAUUCCUUCCCGGGGAGUCAAGUCCUCAGACGUGAGCUUCUUGUGGUUCAACAUUGGCAGUGUGGACUCAUUUGAGCAUAACCUUGAGAUGGCCCAGCAAGAUUUGGGUGUAGAGCCUACACACAAAGUCCCUGUUUUCUACAGCAGUGAGAGUGACGGGACUCUCCUCUUAAGUGUUAUCCCGACAUUACUACUGGUCGGCUUUUUGCUUUUUGCCUCGCGGCAGGGGCCAAUGUCGGGAGGCCGUGGAGGGAAGGGCCGAGGAAACCCCUUUAGCAUGAGUGAAUCCAAAGCCAAGGUCAUAACAGACAAUAUCAGUGUCCGAUUCAAAGAUGUGGCCGGCUGUGAGGAGGCCAAACUGGAGAUUUUAGAGUUUGUCAACUACUUGAAGAAUCCUCAGCAGUAUAAGGAACUAGGAGCAAAGAUCCCAAAGGGAGCAGUGUUAUCGGGUCCUCCUGGCACUGGCAAAACCUUGCUAGCCAAAGCCACAGCAGGAGAAGCCAACGUCCCCUUCAUCACUGUCAACGGCUCAGAGUUCCAGGAAAUGUUCGUGGGUGUGGGACCAGCAAGGAUAAGAGAUAUGUUUGCCACAGCUCGUAAAAAUGCCCCCUGCAUCCUUUUCAUCGAUGAGAUUGACGCUGUGGGCAGAAAAAGAGGCAGAGGGGACUUUGGUAACCAGAGCGAGCAGGAAAACACCCUCAACCAGCUGCUAGUGGAAAUGGAUGGUUUCAACACUAGCACUAACGUAGUUGUUUUAGCCGGCACCAACAGAGCUGAUAUCCUGGAUCCAGCUUUGAUGAGGCCCGGGCGAUUCGAUAGACAUAUAUACAUAGGUCCACCAGAUAUCAAAGGCCGAGCGUCCAUCUUUAAGGUGCAUUUAGGACCUUUGAAGCUGGACUCCAAUAUAGCAGAAGAGGCUUUGGCCAGGAAGCUAGCUGCACUAACCCCAGGUUUUACUGGGGCUGAUAUUGCUAAUGUAUGUAAUGAAGCUGCUCUGAUCGCUGCACGUCACCUCCACCAACAUAUAAUCACUAAGCACUUUGAGCAGGCAGUGGACAGAGUUAUCGGAGGUCUGGAGAAAAAGUCUCAGGUACUUCAGCUUCCAGAGAAGACCACUGUUGCGUACCAUGAAGCCGGGCAUGCUGUUGUGGGCUGGUUCCUAGAACACGCAGACCCUUUACUGAAGGUGUCCAUUGUUCCCAGAGGUAAAGGUCUGGGUUAUGCGCAGUAUCUGCCUAAAGAACAGUACUUGUUUAACCAGGAGCAGCUGUUUGACAGAAUGUGCAUGAUGCUGGGAGGUCGAGUGGCUGAGCAGGUUUUCUUUCGCCGAAUCACCACCGGAGCUCAUGAUGACCUCAGGAAAGUGACACAGUCUGCAUAUGCACAGGUUGUACAGUUUGGAAUGAAUGAUGCAGUGGGUCAGAUGUCCUUUGACCUCCCUCAGCAGGGGGAUAUGGUUACAGAGAAACCUUUCAGUGAAUCUACAGCUCAAUUCAUAGACCAGGAGGUCCGUCUACUUAUUGAUGAUGCCUUCCAGAGAACGCUUCAGCUCGUCACCGAUAAGAAGGACAUGGUGGAGAAGGUGGCAAAACGUCUUUUAGAAAAAGAGAUUUUAGACAAAGCCGACAUGGUGGAGCUGCUAGGAACUCGUCCCUUUCAUGAGAAGUCAUCGUAUGAGGAGUUUGUUGAUGGAACGGGGGACUUGGAGGAGGACACGUCUCUACCUGAAGGACUGAAAGGCUGGAACAAGAACAUAGGUGAAGAAAAGCGCAUGCAGGAUCAGCCAAAUAAAUCAGCUGUGUACCUGUAGGUGGACUUGAGCUGAAAGAAAUAUUCCAUUGGAUCCAGGUUAGUGUUCCUCGUGUGCAACACAAUCUGGUCCAGACUGCAGCCUUUCUGGGCUUUGAAAAAAACCUUGUUCAUCUCAAUGACAGCUGCAAAGGGAAAUCUUGUGAUCUGCUGCAUCGGGUCUAUAACAGCCAAAAAAGUGAUAUUUGUUCUGAUUGUUUGAGUGUUUGUAGCCUGCAUUUUACUGGAGAAGCCUUUCUUCCACAUUCUGUGCCGUCCUUUGCUGCAAUGACAUCAGGGCUGAAACUGGAAACCUUUUUUUAUUUUUGUAAAUCUGCUGACUGUUUUCAAGAUUAUGAAAACUUUUUAAACUAUUUCAAAUUUAGUGAAAAAAAAAUUCUAAGAAGCUAAGAUCUUCUUCAAAAUACUGCUUUUAUCCCUACACAAGUCAAAAUCUCAUAGGCUCUUGACAGAAAAAAUAGACUUACUCUAAGGCUUAAUAUCCUUAUACAACUUUCCUAAAUUCCAACAUAAAAGUCAUCACUUUUUGGAAAUUUAAAAACGUUUUUACCUUCUAAGAAUGCUACAGGUCCUGACCACCCUAUGGUCCUGUGAGUAGCUGAAUACUAUAAAUGCACUUGAGUGAGGAACCAGGUUUUUUGCUUUGGCUGUGCCUGUGAUUAUUUUAGAGCUGUCUCCAGCUGUAUGGACUCUUUCACAUUACUUGUACAAUGUAUCUCAACUUAUAUUAAUACACCUUUAUUUUAUUAUGUCCUCAAACUGGUUCUCAUGCAUACAAACCAGUAAAGGCAGCUGUUAGAACUAAGGGUUUGCUUGAAGGUGCAUAUGUGAGAAAUGUUGCUAAUAUAAAAGGAUCUUAUGUACUGUAGUUUUCUGUUACUCUUUAUUCAGGACUCAAGCUUUUACUCUAAAACAGAUUUUUAACUCUUCACUCACUCAAACUACCUCGCCCUCUCUCUACUCUGAGCUCCCUCUUUAAAACAGUUUUUCUGUCCAUUAUGAAAUGACUUCUAUGCUGACACUUUGUAUGCUUCACUGCAGUAUAUCUGGAUAAAUAAGGGCUGAGUAAGGGCUUAAAGAAAAGUGAGGAUUAAACAGCUUUUCUUCCAACGGAUUAGGUUUUCUUAAAUCCUCUCAUAUUUAGUGAAAUGACUAUAAAUUUUGAUGUUUAGAAAAGUAUCCCUUCAGCCUAUUGUAGCUUGCUUAUAGUGAAAUGUCUCCUGAUUGUGAACCAAGAAAGCAGCAAUCCCAUCUCAUGGUUACGAGAACUACACCUAGAAACGCUGUUAGCAUUACACAAUUAGUCUGUUGGGUGUUUAAAGCAUUUGCUCCUGAGAUGAGUUAACAGAUUUAAUAUGAAAUAUACUUGAACUAUUAAUGCCUUGCAGUAUGAAUAAGACUGUUAUCAGGAUUUUCUGGUUUAAAGGGCCCUGACCAGCAGACACUGGAACAUUUUUGUCUUUCAGAUUAAAGAAUAACAUAAAUGAAAAUGAGCAGGCAGGUUGUAUAUAAAGGAAAUGUGUGUUUAAUGCCUGCUUGGCAAUCCCCUUUUUAUUGUUUUUGUUUGAUGAAUAUUUCUUUUUACAUGAUGUAAUGAUUGUUUAUUUUACAUUGUGAUUUCAAGAUUGACGAAGCUACCUAAAUGUGAGGCUGUUGUGACUCACACCAAUAAUAAAAUGUUUUUAUACCACA